UAUGAGACUACGAGGCGACGAGCGUCCGGACCGCCAGAGCUCCGGCAAAGUGGCUGUGCCCCUUAGUAAUGCCAUCAGAAAGCGUAUCCAUCUUUUCGGAGGUGGUCUUCAUCUUUCCGGCGCUCUUACCCAUUUCGCCGGAGCUCGAAAACUACACAACGAAGGGGGCUGCGUACGAAGCUCGUGUUGUCUGUCAACGCCAUUUCGUCAAUACCUCAUUUCUGCCAUUUUUGUCCAGGCGGGUCCGGGAUAGUGGGGCCCGAAAAUUACAAUGAAAUUCUGGGUGUUACGAUGGAGUUGCCUUGAUACCAACUGUGUCUUACAUAUCUGUGUCAAAGAGAUAGAAAGACAAGGUAGAAUAUAAACGAACCCUAGAAAGACACCCUCGCCCCAGUACGCAGCACAUAAGUUACAGUAUUUCGAAACGGAUGUUGAGUUGCGCAAGUCUUGGCAACUUUCCGACUUUCAAACGCGAUGAUUCGCUAAUGACAUCAGCUCUAUUUUUAGUCAGGAAAAACAUACGCGAUCGGGUGUAUGACCCACCAGGCGAACCGAUACCAGCCAUAAAACAGAGCCAGAUCGGUAUACAACAUUGUCCAUCGUUCUUUCCCGCCACCACCACAUCUGCUUGCUAUCAAACAACGCUCUCUAUAACCUGCACAAACAUCACUACUUCAAUGACAUCCAUCGCUACCAUUCGUUUUUGUGACGUCCUUCAAAAGCCGCCAGCAGAUCGCCCACGGAAGGCUGGAACGGUGUACCCUAUGGUAGCGCAGCUCAAAGGCGGGACCGACAGAAAUUCAUUUGAUUUACUCUGGGCGUGGGAGGCUUUGUCGGCGGUGACUAUCGAAUUGGAGAUCCCAGAAACUGAAGAUAGCAGGGCGGCUGUUGUUAAGAAGACGUUGAUGUCCUGCCACCAGUCUUUGGUUGGACAGCUAGGCGAGAGAGCGUCAAGGCUUCUGGGAUCAUCGAAAUUCACUCAUGGUGGUAACAGCUUCCUUGCUCCUUGUCCUCAUCUAUGCACAGUCUCGUCCAGCGCCUCUGCGUCGAUUGCUAUGGGUUCUGCGUUCUCCUCGUAUUCAUCGUCCAUGUCGACCACUGGCUCGGAGGAUUAACCGAUUGAUAGAGUUAGGAUUACACCCGAUCGGAACUGAGAGGGCCAUAGAAUUCGUCAUGACCUUCGUGUUUAUUGUACAAGUUCUCGUAAUAUCCCUGUUUUGAAUGUAAUAGUACGCAUAUAUCCACAUAAUUGUUCCACGCGCAAAGCUAGGACUCCUGAAGUGGUUUAGUCGAGAGAAUAAGGUUUAUGAUGUCGCACUAUGCCGUGAACUUGAUCAUCAGAGGCCCAGUGGUUGAACAGUAACAGUGUUUAGUUUGUCGAGAUAACAAAGUGCGUACUUGAGCGAAUUCAUGCGGUUACACAUGUCGGACAUCGGUCUUGUUUAAUCCAGUGGUUGACCACAAUUGCUGCGAGAGUGCUGAGAGGAUAAUGAGUACCUUGAAACGACUCUGUGACCGUCGUUGACGGGAUGCUUCGCAAGUGACACCGAAAAAUCCGGUUUAGGAGUGACGGAGCACGGCAACGGCCCAGG
This is a messenger RNA of Desarmillaria tabescens, 1592 nucleotides long. RefSeq lists its product as uncharacterized. The transcript has 3 exons. The coding region runs from base 429 to 1115 and encodes 228 amino acids. The record is from RefSeq and is a predicted model, not a curated record. Lineage: Eukaryota; Fungi; Basidiomycota; Agaricomycetes; Agaricales; Physalacriaceae.